UUGGCAUUCAAGUGAACAGUUACUCAAAAAAGAAUUCUAAUCAUCAUGUCGAUUCCAUUUAACAAGAAGUACAAGCAUGAAAAGAGUGAAAACUUUGACGAAUUCCUUAAAGAACUUGGUGUCAACUUUAUGAUCAGAAAAGUUGCAUCAACCGCAUCAUCAACAGUUGAAUUAGUAAAAGAAGCAGAAGACAACUUCUAUAGCUUUAAUACUAUAUCAUCAUUCAGAACACAGUCAGUCAGAUUCCAGCCAGGUGUUGAAUUCAUUGAAUCGAGAAUGGAUGGCGAAAAAGUUCCAUGCGUUAUUACAUUUGAUGGAAAUAAAAUGAUCCAGGAACAGAAAGGAAGUAAGCCUAUCACUAUGAUUAGAACCUUUACCGAUGAUGAACUCUUCUUGACAAUCAAAAUGGGAGAUUUAGAAGCCAAACGAUGGUUUAAAGCAUGUUAACAUAUCAAAUCUUAGGACAUCAACAAUUUUAUCAAUGAUAUUAAAGCAUGUGGCAUCCUGGAUCUGGAUCUGGAAUCAUCAAGAACUGUAAUACAAGUUUUAAAUGGUUAUGGACAUCUAAAUUAAAA
Messenger RNA from Chironomus riparius, 575 nucleotides. NCBI's taxonomy places the organism in Eukaryota, Metazoa, Arthropoda, Insecta, Diptera, Chironomidae. The record is from the annotation of a GenBank genome assembly.